CUACACCGAUAUUGUAGUGUGUUGUUCAACGUCUUAGCUUUAUGUCAUCAUGUUUUUUUUUUAAUCUGCCUGAAGUUUUACAUAAAGUGAACCCUUCCUAAGAGAGAGCAAUGUGACGUCCUAUCCACAAAAUACAUUCUAAAAUCCGUUUUUUUUUUUAGUUUAUUUAAUGUUGUUCUACCCCACCGAAUUUGACUCUAACGAAGUUAAGUGCAGUAGUACAUGUCAUCACUCUUGGUAAAACGUAACGGCAACCGGUGGCUCAGCGAAGACUUCUACAACAUCCGGGCAUUCCACAGCCCUGCGCAGAAACGGAAUGGCGGAGGUCCGAUGGGCUCAGGAGAUCUCAGUCACUGUCUGUCAUACUUUUUGAGCUGGAGAAAUGAAGAACAAGUGUCUGCCACAACCACCAGGUCCCUAGCAAGGGUCUUGAGGAGGCCAGGGGUCCUGCACACAGGGGCUGUAGAGAUGGCGUCUCACCCCCACACAGGCCGUGAGAUGUCUCUGGAGGAGCUGCUAGCGCUCUAUGGCUAUGACAUGCCCAACCCACUCAUCCAGCAGGAACGAGAGUCCAGUGCACUCACAGCCAGUCUGCCAGACAUCACGCUGAACAAGGUGAGCCCUGUAACGCACAACUCCAUACUCAGAGCCACUGGAUUGUACCAAUGAACACUGGCACUGUUUCAUAGCAUCCUUCACAUCUCAACAUUCACACAUAGUUUGUAAACAAAUACAGUUUGUGUCAGUCCGUAACUAAAUUAAUUUGGCCCAUGAGAUAAUUAAGUGCUAUAGCUAUGUUAUGAGUCCGUAUUUGAAAGAACGCAGCCUUGGUCAUUGUCCACACAAGGAACAUACAAAUAGUUUCCCCUGUGUUGUGUUGAGUUAUUGAUGACCCACAAACAAGACAAAUGAUUUCAGGCCUUUAUGAACAGGAUCACAGAUAUGCUGUGGUAAAUAAGGGUUUUCUCAUCCCAGUAUAUACAUUUUUGCUCAGUUGGCCAGUUUGACCUUAAGCGGAGCGGUAUUCUGUCAACUGUUAUCUAAACACAACCAUUUGAUCUGUAGAAUGCCAAGCGGUAUUACAUCUAUAAGUGCGGAGCAGUCUCACAUGGCAGUUCCUAACAUACCAUGUGUCCUUGAGAGACUGACAGUGUGAUUGCACCUUUGGCAGCAAAGCUUGAUAAAACCAUAGCAUAACAUGAGAAUUUUCCACACCACAUUGUGAGCAAAACAGAAACUGUACACGUCAGUGAUGAAUCUCACAAAGGUAAUGGCACAUAUAUAAAUUGACUUUGGGUUGAUUUUGAAUCCAUUGGAACAGCCUUUAACCAAUCAGCAUUGAACACUAUGGAAUUGCUAUACUUCCUACUUUGCCACUAACGUUGCAAACUGAUAUAUUUACCUUUUCCCAAACACCUUGGGCAGUAAGAAAACAAUGUAUUUUCCCAUGAUAAAUUAUUGUACACAUUCUUCUUGCUACGGCUUCAACUCUUUGAUGUAGUAGUGUUGCUAUUAGGGGUGACGCGGAAUAGUGGACUAUUCAGCGGUUCGAUCUAAGGAGCCUGAUUCGACUACUACUCUUACAGUCGAAUCAUCAUGUGGUAAUGGAAAAAGAAUAAUUCCAUUUCGACUGUAUGGGGGGUGCUGAACGUCUAUUUUUAUAAAAGAGUUGCUUGGUUUCUCCCAAUUAAAUCAACUAAGUUGCACUAUCCAAUUUUCAGAACCAUCAGAGCAGCAUUUUUCAAUGUUUUUAGCUACCUAAUAGCUUACAAUGUCAAAGAUGGUACAAAAAAGUAAAAUGUAAGUUGUGUCAACAGCUUCUAUUAUACCACUAACAUGGCCUACCGCUUAAAAAGGGUUAGUAACAUACAGGUUCGCCAAGAAAAUCGUUGGGCUAAAAAAAAUACUUUUGUCUUGUCAUUCUUGAUGUAGGCAUAUCAUAUGAUAGAGGGUCUUAUAGGAUAUAUUAUUUUCUGUAGAUGCACCCGCUGUACCUCUACGGCCCCAAGAUUAACACGAUGUGAAACUCGAUGUGAGACCACCACUCUCCAAGAAGAG
Clupea harengus (Atlantic herring) is the source of this 2058-nucleotide messenger RNA. RefSeq names its product mesoderm induction early response 1, family member 2 (gene mier2). Bases 223 to 669 code for a protein of 148 amino acids. Gene Ontology annotation, molecular function: transcription corepressor activity; histone deacetylase binding. The record is from RefSeq and is a predicted model, not a curated record. NCBI's taxonomy places the organism in Eukaryota, Metazoa, Chordata, Actinopteri, Clupeiformes, Clupeidae. The transcript has 3 exons. Gene Ontology annotation, cellular component: nucleoplasm. Gene Ontology annotation, biological process: negative regulation of transcription by RNA polymerase II.